Molecule: messenger RNA, 3376 nt
Organism: Macrosteles quadrilineatus (aster leafhopper)
Lineage: Eukaryota; Metazoa; Arthropoda; Insecta; Hemiptera; Cicadellidae
Gene: Ctf4
Product: WD repeat and HMG-box DNA-binding protein 1
Exons: 20
Coding region: 256-3246 (996 amino acids)
Biological process (GO): DNA repair; DNA-templated DNA replication; mitotic cell cycle
Cellular component (GO): nuclear replication fork
Molecular function (GO): protein binding; chromatin binding
Source: RefSeq, a predicted model, not a curated record
UUUGUUAGUAGGCCUACCUAAAAACCUAUCCUAUGACCUAUAUAGUGUCUGUAUUGUAACUUAGUAACUUAUUUUAACUAUAAAGUUUGUUUGGUUAAGUUUUGCCUCGAUCCUUGAUCUACCCAGUCCCUCGUCAUUCGCCACUUUAGUUUGAUUAUGCAAAUGCCCAUUAUGAAGGGUUUUUUUUGCCAUUUUGCCAGAAUUAUAGUUAAAUUUUGUUAAGUAAUAUUGUUUAAUCAGAAACAUUUUUCAGUAAUGUCUGCUAAACUAAAUCCAAGUAGAUAUGCCCAUUGUGAGGGCCACACAGACGUUUGCUUUUCUCAAGAUGCAAGUUAUAUCGUCACUUGUGGAGGCGAAGGUGAUAUUCGAAUCUGGACUGGCAUUGAAGACGAUGAAGCAACUGACAAAUGUGUUGGUGAAAAGGCGUUUGCUAUUUGUCAAAGAGGAGAGAGAUUGUUUGUGGCGACUGACGCUAACAGCGUUCAAGCACUUACAUUCCCUGAUGCAGAACUAGAUGGUGUCGUUGCUCGCUUUACUGCUCCUGUCGUCAAUAUCGAUGCUUCAUCCGAUGGAUCAAUAUUGGUGUCUGCAUCAUGUGACAUGACUAUUGGCGUAACAGAUGUGGCCAAGACAACUACAGAUGUGUUGACAGGCCAUCGAGCUCCUGUGUUGACUGUUGCUUUGGACCCAAAACGUAUAUAUCUUGCAUCCUCAAGUUGUGAUGGGACUGUACGAGUGUGGCGUCUUGCGGAUAGAUCUGAGUUGGUGUCGUGGGAUUGUGUGCCCAAGAGCAACUCUUGGCAACGAGCUGAAGCUUACUGUCACACUGCCUGGACACCUGACGGCGCGACGCUGGCCGUACCUUGGGGUGACCAGGUGCGACUGUACCAGCGUGACACCUGGGAGAAAACUGGCACUCUAACUGACUCUUGUCUGGACAAACAGACUUUAUCAGUGGUGAAGAUAUCCCACUGUGGACGUUACCUAGCCGCCAGCACCACCGCAGGACAUGUCCUCGUCUGGGGCCUCGGCUCUCGUCGGCUGAUCACUUCACUACAAACAUCGGAAGCGUUACACAUCUGCUCCUUAGAUUGGAACCCUCAAAUGACGUAUAUUGCUUUCUGCGACUCUGGAGGAAACUUUGGCUCAGUGGAUCUCAAUGUUUCCUCCGAUCAGGGUGAGGAGUUGAAGAAACCAGAAGACAUCCCCAUGGGAGACCCUAUGUUUGUAGACUCUGAUGAUGAGGAUGGUGAAAAUGUGAUAUCCUUGGAUAAGAUCAAGAAUGAGUCUGGCUUCUUGGGCGAUGGUUUGGAAGACGAUGAUGCUAAAUCAAGCAUUAAAGGCACAGAAGAGGAAGGGAGACAGAGUCGACAAAGUGAGAUUCGUCCGAGUGUCAAUAUAGACCUACAACCUCCCUUCCAGCCAUCUUCUACACCUGUCAGUCUCCAGUAUCGUUACAUGGUGUGGAACGAUGUAGGAGUUGUGAAGCAGACCAACGUGGAGGAAGAGACGGCUAUAGAUGUAGAAUUCCACGAUACUAGCCUUCAUCACAACUUCCGAAUGGGCAACGAGGCUGGUCACACUCUUGCAGCGCUCAGUAGUGAAGCUCUUGUACUGGCGUGUGAGGCUAGUGAAGACAAUCCAAGCAAGGUGGUGUGUGUCUUACUGAACGCGUGGGAUGGCACAAAAGAGUGGUCAGUGGUGCUCCCUGGUGAGGAGGAGGCGAUGUGUGUUGCCGCAGGAGAAGGCUUUGUGGCAGUUGUGACGGACACACGGGUGCUCCGAGUGUUUACGACCUGUGGCACUCAACGCGAGAUCAUAUCACUGCCUGGACCAGUUGUUAGCAUGACUGCACAAAGACACUGGCUGACAGCUGUUUAUCACUCCGGCACUGGUCUGGACGGAGAUCAAUGUAUGAGCUACCUGCAGUUGUGGCUAGGAGAUGGUGAUACUCUCAUACGACCAACUUCCUCCAGACCUCUACCCCUCACCCCUCGAUCUCGUCUGCGCUGGAUAGGCUUCUCAGAAGAGGGAUCACUUUGUUCCUUGGACACUGCAGGAGUCUUGCGUAAACUCACUCCGUCCUCUAACUGGACUCCCAUAUGUAAUGUGGAUGAACAGUGCAAGGGCAAGUCGGACCACUACUUUGUGGUUGGUGUAUGUGAGAAGUUCCAGACAGUAAGGGGUGUGUUGUGCAAGGGUGCGUUCUACCCUCCAACCUUCCCCCACCCAACUGUCUCUGAAGUGUCUUGGCUGGUUCCAAUGUGCGAAAUGUCGGUGGAAAAAGGACAGCUUGAGGAGCAGUUUUGGCGAUGUAACGUGGCUGUGUCGUCUCUCUCUGAUGCUGACGACGAAAGGGACUCUGCCGACCGGACGAUCAAGAAAACACUUCUCAAAUUAUUUGCGCUGGCGUGUCAGAGCGGGCUCGAGGUGAGAGCCGUGGGUCUGUGUCAGCUGAUGGGUCCAGAGGUCGUUGAACUCGCUGUCAAGUACGCCUCUAAGCUCGGCCGCAUCCAACUUGCCAACAGGAUAACCGAGGCGGUUAACAAGUCACCUCCAUCCCCCCCACCUGACUCUAGAUAUGAGGACAACAUAAGGGACAACUGGAAGGAGUCGUCUGAAAGAGACCCACCUCCUCUGUCUCAGGACUUGUUCGCUCCUUCAAAUGAAGAACGUGUUCCAGAAAACGAAAACCCAAUCUUAGCCCUAAAACAAAUUAAAUCAUCACUGGCCCCAACCAGACUGUCCAAUCCGAUGAAACGGGCCAAUCCUUUCAAGAAGACAACAGACGACAAAAUUGAGGACAAGGGGUUGGCAGGACUGACUAAACAAGUGUUUAGCAAACCAGUUCCAAAGGCUGCUGAACCAGUUUUUAAUAAGAAAGCUACAAAUGAAAACCAGCCAAAGAAGAACACAUUUUCCGAUUGGUUCUCAGGCCAUAAAUCAAGUUUGCAAGAAGAGUUCCCCGAUCUUGAUACCUCAGAACUGAGCAAAGUCGCCCUCAAGAGGUUCAAAGAGGAACAAAAGACAAAACCAAACAAUAAUCAAGGCAUGAAGAAGUUUUUUGGCUCUGCAGCUUUAAACAGUGAGAAUAAAAUUGAAAAGAAUUCCCCACAAAGUGACAAGGACCUAGAAAACAAGAAAAGGAAAGCCACAGAAGAUGAGGAUGAAAUCCCCCAAACUCCAGAACCCAAGAAGUCUUCAACUGCUUCAAAACUUAAGAAGUUUUCAUUUGUAAAGCCCUAAAAAUGCUUGCCCAAGAUGAAACUUGUUCUGGUAGCUUUAGCAAAUUUUGUUACUGUGUAUAAACUGUAUUUUUAGUUUUAUCACUAACUAUUUUACUUAAUUUUAUAAUUGUAAAAUAAAAAUAAUCUUA